Myiozetetes cayanensis is the source of this 3649-nucleotide messenger RNA. It is a transcript of the gene YWHAB, whose product is annotated as tyrosine 3-monooxygenase/tryptophan 5-monooxygenase activation protein beta. Gene Ontology annotation, cellular component: cytoplasm. Gene Ontology annotation, biological process: signal transduction. Bases 1077 to 1811 code for a protein of 244 amino acids. The record is from RefSeq and is a predicted model, not a curated record. The transcript is spliced from 6 exons. NCBI's taxonomy places the organism in Eukaryota, Metazoa, Chordata, Aves, Passeriformes, Tyrannidae.
CUGGCUUUGUCCUGAACAGCCCAUCGGAAUGGGAAACAAUAAAGGCUACAGAGCAGAUGGUAAGGUGUAGCUCUCAAGAUCCUGCAGCCUUCUGAAGAGCAGUAGCUGGAUGUUUUACUCCUCAGCUGUUACUGGGAUGUGAACAUCCAUUUCUGGGUGUCUGGAUGGUCACACCAUUCCCUUCUCCCUGCAUCUUCCACUGAAAGAUGCAGGCAGCUACAAACUAAUGAGUUUUACGGGUUCUGACCUUUACCUUUGAUGCUCUGUGAUAUAUUUCAGUCUUCUCUACUCGGGUGUAAAGCUUUUCUGGGGUGGGAGUGAAUACUUGUAACUUCUCGUGCCUGCAUACACGCUCUUCUGUGUUUGCAAGAGAGAUUGAAAGAGCUCCAGGCUGUAUGGGAGACAGAGAAAAAUAAUAACAAAAAAAUUACAUUUGAAGUGUGGGACUUAGUGUGAUUCAAAUUUCUGGCAGGUGGUACUACUGGCUGUGGCAUUCCUUGCUGUGAACAGUGGCCAACCACUUCUUCUUGGAGGGCUACUAAGCUGUGGUUUUAACAGAUUCUUAAGAAGACAGUGUCUUAAGAAUUUGAACUGUGUUAAUGCAUCUAAUAUCAGAAUCUUCUGCUUAGAACAGGCAACUUUCAGGACUCCUCCAUGGCUGUGAUCUGCACGUCCCUGCACCUUUUCCCACCUUCCCUUUUUCCCCCUUGCCGCCAUGGCAUGGCUUCACUAGUGCUAGAAUAGAUCAUUCCUGUCAGCCUCCCGUUCAUCACCUCUGUGUGUUUUGCUCCUAGCUGCAGGUAACCUUUGGUAGAUGGCUUCUGUGUGUGGCCUAGGAGUAUUUUUAGCUCUAGGCUUUGCUUGUCUCAGACUGUGGCACACUGAUCCAUUGUUAGAGCGUGGCUUUCAUCUCCUCUCUGGGAGGGACCAGUUAUGACUGAUAGUUGCUUCUUUGCCUUUUCAAACAUCACUCCUUUCCUUGUAUCUUUUUUCCUUCUGGCAAACACUUCCCUCUUUUGGAGCUCAAGCCAGCAUAGCUCUGCAAAGCUCUCUCCAAGCUUCUAACAAGGAGAGCCAUGGAUAAAAGUGAGUUGGUACAGAAGGCCAAACUGGCCGAGCAGGCCGAGCGUUACGAUGACAUGGCUGCUGCUAUGAAGGCUGUCACCGAGCAGGGACAUGAACUGUCCAACGAGGAGAGGAACCUCCUCUCCGUGGCCUACAAGAACGUGGUCGGUGCCCGGCGCUCGUCCUGGCGUGUGAUUUCCAGCAUCGAACAGAAAACAGAGAGGAACGAGAAGAAACAGCAGAUGGGAAGAGAAUAUCGUGAGAAAAUCGAGGCUGAAUUGCAGGAUAUCUGCAAUGAUGUUCUGGAACUCCUGGAUAAAUACCUUAUUGUCAAUGCCACGCAGCCAGAAAGCAAGGUCUUCUAUUUGAAAAUGAAAGGUGAUUACUACAGAUACCUCUCAGAGGUGGCGUCUGGGGACAAUAAGCAAACAACGGUAGCAAACUCUCAGCAAGCUUACCAGGAGGCAUUUGAAAUUAGCAAGAAAGAGAUGCAGCCAACACACCCCAUUCGACUCGGUUUGGCUUUAAAUUUCUCUGUGUUCUACUAUGAGAUACUAAAUUCUCCUGAAAAAGCCUGUAAUCUGGCAAAGACGGCGUUUGAUGAAGCGAUAGCAGAGCUGGACACGCUGAAUGAAGAGUCUUACAAAGACAGCACUCUGAUCAUGCAGCUGCUUAGGGACAACCUCACUCUAUGGACGUCGGAAAACCAGGGAGACGAAGGGGACGCUGGGGAGGGAGAGAACUAAUGGCUGUCACGCUUCACUCUAUGUUCAAUGUCACCCUGUAUCCUACACAUAAUCCCUUUGUGCGACGAGCAAAAAGAAUAGUACAUCGACUUUCACAACCUCAACGUAGCAAAAAACUGUCUGUGGGGUAAAAGCGGUUGGUUGGUGUUCUGUGUACCUAGAGCGGAGGUCGGUUAUUCCAGUGGCAUUCCGAGCUUUCCCAUGAUGAACACUUUAACGGCUCCGAUUACCGUGUCUGUAUUUUUGAACUGAGCACUGUGAUAACGGGUUUCGUGAUCGCGACUGACCUUGCAAAACUCCCGUUGGUAGGACGGUAGACAUCAAUUAUGUAACUCUGGCAAGCUUAAUCUGGCACCAAAAACAGUCGAAGUACAAUUCUGUUGUAAAGUUGUACAGAAAGUUAUAGAGAUUCUAUUGUGACACUGGGGCAUGGAAGGAACCAAUCCGAUGUACGGCAUUCCAGUUAGGGACACUGCUAUGAGGUAGCUGAACAGGCACACUCUGUAGACAUUUGUAACCGAGUCUGAGGCACCGCUUUCAGUCAAAAGCUCACUUUGUCAAUCCUGUCUUUCUGGGGAUGGGGUUUGUUUUGGGGAGGAGGGUAAAGGGGGAGUUAGCAGCUUGAUUUCCAAACUCUUUACACUGGCAGAUAACUGGGAUUUGACUUCUAAAAGUGCUUUCAUUCUCAUACGACAUGCAUGACUAAGCCCCUUCCCACAGCAAUAACUUACCUAGUUACUACACCUUAGAUAUUCUUCAGUAGUGAGAAUUCUUGGUUCACUGCCAUGGACUUGCAAUAGGAAAAGAUUCAAUUUUUUGAAUGGCCUUAUUAGUUUGGAUGAUACCAUGAAGUGAUCUGCCACUUUAGCAUUACUUUACUCUUAGGUGAGUCAAAAUCUCCAUGGUAUUCCCACUUGGAAUUUAUCCUGAAAACCUCUUAAGUAAUCCACUGAGCCAUCUUUAAGUUCACUUUACAGAAAUUUUUCUCCCAUUGGACUCUGUUCAUCCUUGACCCUCUCACCUGUUUGAACUCCAUUAAAGCAAUUUUGGACUCCCACACAUGCGUCAUCCUUUCUUUGGUUGUGGGUGAUGUCAGGAUGGUGGCUGAGGCCUGAGCCUCACCGAGGACAGGUUUCUUCCUUGGAUGUUUGAGAGCUGCCAGUGCUGUUGCAGCCUUCAGCUCCUGCCUGCCAUUCCUUGGUAGUACCAGGACCUGGCUCAAAUAUUCAGGCUUUCCCAUCUCGUGCUGGAAUGCAGACCUACACAUCUGUAACGCUUGUACCUUGUAAUAUUUGAGCUCCAAACGUCCUCACCUAGCCAUGUUUCAAACAUGUCCCAUCAAAUAAAACCUCAUGAGAGUUGCGUGAAUAAUGCAGUGGAAAAGAUUAGGAAUAGUCACCUGUCAGUCCCGCGGUAUCAUCCCCUGCCUUCACAUUCCACUUAGGUAUAGGAUCCAUCUGUUUGUCCAUCUGUCUGCUGAAGAGAAUUUCAUGCACUGAUUUUAAAACUCCCCUCUACUAGCUGAACAAAUUGUGCAGUUAAUACUUGGCGCUUGAUAAAUGCAGUAGUGAAUGUGGAACCGAGCCUGUCUGUAUAUCUGGUAGCUCUUUUCGCUUUGUUUUUACUGACCAGUAUUCUGCCUAAAGUUUGCUUCUGUGACGGUUAUAUUGCCUAGCACACACGUGGUUGUGAGAAUAGUAUAGCAAAAAAAGAAAUACCUGGUUAUUGAUGUACUAGAUUUGUGUAUGUCUUUUAAACAGUUCUAGUUUCACCUUACACAAAAUAAUCAGGAAAGUGUAAAAGAAUUCAAAAGUGGAUAAUAAAAAAAAAUUUUAUCA